Messenger RNA from Aspergillus saccharolyticus JOP 1030-1, 1344 nucleotides. RefSeq names its product glycoside hydrolase family protein. Gene Ontology annotation, cellular component: fungal-type cell wall. Bases 170 to 1255 code for a protein of 361 amino acids. The transcript has a single exon. NCBI's taxonomy places the organism in Eukaryota, Fungi, Ascomycota, Eurotiomycetes, Eurotiales, Aspergillaceae. The record is from RefSeq and is a predicted model, not a curated record. Gene Ontology annotation, biological process: fungal-type cell wall polysaccharide metabolic process.
CUCCUGCGUUACCAUUCCAUUCCUUGUUCUCGUUGUGUGCUGUGCACCCAACAGUCUUUCAUUUUACUGCCCUCGGCCAUUCGUUUGCCUCCAGACAGUCAUUUCCGCACGUCGCGAUAACAUAACUAUCCAAUCUUUUCAAUCCUUUCUCGCCUCCAGCCUCCGCAAGAUGCCCUCCUUUACUCAUCUUCUGUCCGCGGGUCUGCUCGCUGCUUCGGCAGUUGCUUUCCCGGUUCAGACCCGGAAGACGAGCGUUCAGAAGCGCUCCAGCAGCAGCAAACUCGGUGCUGCAUACAAUGAUGCGACCCUGGUGAGCACUUUGGCUGACGACGCGUCUGGUACGGUGUCGUGGUCUUACAACUGGGGUAGCUCCGUGGGUGGCGACAUGCCGUCGGACGUGGAGUAUGUCCCCAUGCUUUGGGGCUCUGGCUCGGACUAUGUCAGUGGCUGGACGGAUGCGGUGGAGACGGCGCUGUCGUCGGGCAGUUCGUAUAUCCUGGGUUUCAACGAGCCCGACAUGUCGUCGCAGGCGGAUAUGACCGCUGCUACGGCUGCCGCGCUCUACGCCGAGUACAUCACUCCCUACGCUGGCAGCGCCAAGUUGGUCAGCCCGGCGGUGACUUCUUCCAGUAGCAGUGGCGAGGGUCUGGACUGGUUCAAGAGCUUCAUGAGCGACUGCUCGUCCUGCAACAUCUCCGCCCUCGCGGUGCACUGGUACGGCGACUCGGUGGACGAGCUCAAGACCUUCGUCGAAGAGGCGAUCGAGACGGCCGCCGACUAUGACAUCUCCGAGGUCUGGCUCACCGAGUUCGGCCUCGAUGCCGACACCAGUGGCAUCUCCGACGCCUCGACCACCGUCAGCUUCCUCGAGGAGGCGGUCUCCUGGCUGGAGUCUCAGUCAUCUGUGGCGCGCUAUGCUUUCUUUUACUGUGCCAACAACUACCUGUUGACAGAUGAUGCAGUCAACUCGGUCGGUGGUGCCUACAUGUCCAGCUCGUCUUCCUCUAGCUCCACCUCGACCUCUUCUGCGUCCUCUACCUCGUCUUCCUCGUCGUCGGCAUCGUCGUCUGCAUCGUCGUCGGCAUCGUCCGCAGCUUCCUCGGCCGCUUCUUCAACUUCUACCUCCUGGUCCACUUCAUCAUCUGAGUCGUCCUCAUCCGAGUCGUCCUCCACCGAGUCCUCUUCCACCUCCGACUCCUUCUCGGUCACUUGGGACGCUAAGAUCGCACUGUUGCCUCCCAUUCAGCACUCUUAGUCUUUUGAUGUAUGUCGCGCUGGUAGAAGAGGUGACUUUUGCUAGAGAAUCUCAGUUUUGCAAUAUACAAAUCAUUCAAACUUAUCUAA